UUGAUUCCCAAGUCCAAAACAUCAUCCAACCAGGAAAACACAUACAAUGGCUUCCACUCCCUUCCAGGUCAAGCAUUUCGAAGUUCUCUCAAGUUUUCCGGUUCACUUGUCUUUCACGAAAGUUCCGUUCUUACACCAACCAGGUUGACCUGCUGUCGGCCACGGUCCUCCACAGCGGACGCAAACGAUUGCCUCAACUUCUCUAUUUACACCACUGCACCAGGCACAACAAGAGUUGAAAGAUAUCACUUCCUCAAUUAAAAAGCCACUGAAAACCAUCACCAGUCUACCCAGGUAGUCCACCUUCAAACAAUGGCAGAGCCCCUCAACACGCCGAUGCCCGCGAGCACGCCAGUACCGGCGUCUACUCCGCGAUCAUCCUCCCCCGCGCCGCCCCUCCCUAGCCUUGCGCCCAACGCUUCCAUAAGCACAAUUCCACGACAAUCACCACGACAAUACUCAAGCGACGGACGACGGCCCAUCGUCCUUCAUAUCGGCGAUCCCAUCAAAUACAACCUCGCCACGUAUACCGAGUUCAGCCAAGCGUUCGAGGUUAUCCGACCCAGUACCGCGGAGAGAGAACGAAGCGAGUUCAAGAAAGCACUGGAAGAACGACGAUGGGGUGACUUCAGCGCCAUAUUCCGGCCAUUCUGGGGUACUGGCGGCGAGAUGGGUCGUUGGGACGCUGACCUUAUCAGCUUGCUGCCCAUCUCGGUCAAGGUAUUUGCCAGCGCGGGCGCAGGCUUCGACUGGGCAAACACAAAAUUUUUGGGUGAAAGAGGCAUAGUCUACUGCAAUUCAGGUCCCGCAGCCGCUGAAGCCGUUGCCGACUUUGCUGUGGCAAUGGUCAUCUCGACGUUCCGGCACCUUCCCUGGUGCAUGGGCGCUGCGACACUCCCAUAUUUCCACUCAACGCCCUCUUCCCCCGACUUCACGACCGCUUCCGUGGCCUCGAUAGCUAGCAAAACCUUCCAGGCAUGCCACUCUCUCGCGACAGCCGUCUCACACAACCCGCGCAACCAUGUUCUUGGUAUUAUAGGACUUGGUAACAUCGGCCAACAGAUCGCUGCCAAACUCGGCUCAGCGUUCGGCAUGAGGAUUGCAUAUUACGACAUUGUGCGCAAACCUGCCCUCUUGGAGUCAUCCCUCGGGGCUAUAUACCACUCCAGUCUAGAGCAAUUAUUGGCUAUAUCCGACUGCGUGGUGCUCUGCACACCUGCUUCAGCCGAUGGGAAGCCUAUCAUCACCACGGAUGUCCUGAAACAUGUCAAGAAAGGCUCAAGGUUCGUGAACGUUGCACGUGGAAGUUUAGUCGAUGAAGAAGCGCUGGCAGACGCGCUGGAGGACGGGAGAAUCAGCGCCGCGGCAUUAGAUGUGCAUGCUGAGGAGCCCAGUGUGAGUCAGAGGCUGGUAAAAAUAGCAUUCGGAGAACAUGACAUUGUCAGAAGUAACAGGCAAGAGGAGGCAAAAUCCAGCUUCGACCACCCUGGAAGAGUCAUGUUGACCUGUCAUAAUGCCGGUGGUACGGUGGAGACGCAUAUCGGGUUUGAGGAACUGAGCAUGAGGAAUAUCAUGGCAGUGCUGGAAGGGCAGAAGGCAAUAACUCCGGUCAACAUGCACUAUUUGAAAGCCACGGAGUAAAGGGCACUUUCGGGUUGUUUCCCCUUCUUCCUCGCUUUUCAUGCUCGUUCAUCUUUGUCCCUCUGGUUUCGGUAAAGGGAACGUUGAUUCGUCUUAAAGAGUUUAGGGUCGAUGAACGAUAAGUCGGUGAUGAUCAACGCGACAGUCAUUGGUGCCGCAAAAAUCGAAAGACCAGCGGAAGUUAGUCCAUGGUGGGGGAGGUACAUUUCCGAGGCAGCUGGUGAUGAGUUCAUGGGUCAGCCGUUACUCGUUGAACGUCGACCAAAGUAACGCACAGCCACAAACAAUUACCCGAGCUUACAAGAUCAUUCAGAAUCAAAGGAGCCCAAUACCAGCUUAUCCAGAGGUAAACAAAGCAUUCCUAAAUCACUGCAAAGUCGCAGAGAAUUCUUGAGUCUGCCUAAGGUAGGUUUUUGAAAUGAAGGACGCAAGAGUACCGGUUCACGCAUAGAGGUACAUACAGCAUAUGUUUAUCGGAACUAAUUGAUGUCAGUUUUCCCUGAGAAUAUGGAGAUGAUGUACGCUGGACUGUUAGUAUGGGAUGAUUUGGGGAUACAUUGCAGCGUACCCAUCACGAGUUCUGCAUAUGAAGAGGAGCAGAGUUCUACACAGUUCAUGCAUCAAUCCUACCGUUGUUCACUCUCUGCUGAUAGUUUUGUAUAGUACCUAA
Messenger RNA from Neurospora crassa OR74A, 2311 nucleotides. RefSeq names its product D-mandelate dehydrogenase. Gene Ontology annotation, molecular function: NAD binding; hydroxypyruvate reductase [NAD(P)H] activity; glyoxylate reductase (NADPH) activity. Gene Ontology annotation, cellular component: cytosol. NCBI's taxonomy places the organism in Eukaryota, Fungi, Ascomycota, Sordariomycetes, Sordariales, Sordariaceae. The record is from RefSeq and is a predicted model, not a curated record. The coding region runs from base 313 to 1641 and encodes 442 amino acids. The transcript is spliced from 3 exons.